UCUGGUCUACGAAAGCUCGCCGAUUGUUUUGGGAGAGAAUGGUGUUACAACUGUGCUUGUUCCGCUGAACAGUAUUAUGUCUGAACAAAUAGAGAGACUGAACAGGCUUGGAUACAGAGCUGUGCAAGUAUCGAAUGACACUGAAAAGCAAGCUGUUAUGAACGGAUAUUUUCAGUUCGUGUUUGGAAGCCCCGAACUUCUCGUCGGUGAUGACAAAUGGAGAGAAGUUUUGAGAAAUCCAAUCUUCACAUCAAAACACCAAUUGAUUGUGGUCGAUGAGGCCCACACCGUAAUUCAAUGGGGGCUAGAGCAUCAACAAGAAGGGCCAUUUCGAGAGUGGUUUGCUCACAUAGGAGAGAUGCGAUCACUUUGUAUUGGGGUACCUAUACUGGCGCUCACCGCGACAGCUAGCCCCACACACAAACGCCAAAUUAUGCAGAAACUGUGUUUUCGUCAUCCAUCCUGUGUAAUUCUAGACAGUCCAGAUAGAUCAAACAUUAAAUUGAAUGUACUGAAAGUGAAAAAAUAAUGUAGAAUUAGAAAAUGUAUUUCAGUGGUUAACAGCUGCAUUAGUUGAGAAUGGGCAAGAAUUACAGAGGCAUCUAAUAUUUUGUAACUCAAUUAAAGACUGUGCUAUGAUUUAUAUGCUGUUCUUAAAAAUCUGUGGGCCUACAAAUCAUUUUAACAUGUAUCACAGUAAAACAACUGAUGCCACUAAAGAAAAAAUCCGUAAAGACAUGAAUGAAGCGAA
Saccostrea cuccullata (small rock oyster) is the source of this 751-nucleotide messenger RNA. Its product is annotated as probable ATP-dependent DNA helicase RecS. NCBI's taxonomy places the organism in Eukaryota, Metazoa, Mollusca, Bivalvia, Ostreida, Ostreidae. Gene Ontology annotation, molecular function: four-way junction helicase activity; 3'-5' DNA helicase activity. Gene Ontology annotation, cellular component: cytoplasm; chromosome; nucleus. The record is from RefSeq and is a predicted model, not a curated record. Gene Ontology annotation, biological process: double-strand break repair via homologous recombination. The transcript is spliced from 2 exons. Bases 77 to 529 code for a protein of 150 amino acids.